ACCGUUUCUGAUUGGCCGACACAACGACGCCACAUAAAACUACGACGCACCUUCUCACCGCUUCAUUCCAGAACAGAGCAUCGUUGGCUUCAGUCAGUGUGUUGUGUUUGUUAUCUAGUUCAAGUUUGAUCAGUUGAAGAUGACUACUCCCAUCAAGGUAUACUACGCUCCGGCCAGCCCUCCUAGCCGAGUGGUGCUGAUGACUGCUAAGGCCCUCGGUGUCCCAGUGGAGCCCCGCAUUGUAGACCUGGCCAAGGGAGAGCACAUGGAACCUCAGUAUCUGCAGAUUAACCCUCAACACACAGUCCCUGCCAUUGUUGACAAUGAUAUCACACUAAAUGAAAGUCGAGCAAUCAUCACAUACCUGGCAGACAAGUACGGCAAAGAUGACUCUCUCUACCCUCGCUGCAUCAAGAAGCGAGCCGUUGUCAACCAGAGGCUGUAUUUUGAUGCCGGAACUCUUUUCCAGAGAUUCGCUGACUACUAUUACCCAAAUUUCUUCGCCGGCGUGCCAUUUGACGAGGAGAAGAAAAAGAAGUUGGAUGAGGCCUUCAGUUUCCUGGACCAGUUCUUGGAAAAGACCCGCUGGGUUGCUGGAGAUGACAUCACUAUUGCAGACAUCGCCAUAGCUGUCACUGUCUCCACUGCUGAGGUGGUUGGCUAUGAAGUCAGCAAGUACCCCAAUGUAGCAGCGUGGCUUGCCAAGUCCAAGACUACCCUUCCCGGCUACGAAGUCAACCAACAGGGGGUUGAAGCAUUCAAAGGGAUGGUCGACUUUCUUACCAGCAAGAAGUGAACACAUAACACGGCAUUGUUAACCAAAGAGUAUUAUUUAUUAAGUGCUUUUUUAUGUUGUAUUAUUAAUUAAUGUUAAGUGUAAGUUAGAGCUAUAAAUAAAAAAUAAUUUUGAUGUAACAAA
Messenger RNA from Macrosteles quadrilineatus (aster leafhopper), 919 nucleotides. Its product is annotated as glutathione S-transferase 1-1-like. The coding region runs from base 140 to 796 and encodes 218 amino acids. Lineage: Eukaryota; Metazoa; Arthropoda; Insecta; Hemiptera; Cicadellidae. Gene Ontology annotation, biological process: glutathione metabolic process. The record is from RefSeq and is a predicted model, not a curated record. The transcript is spliced from 6 exons. Gene Ontology annotation, molecular function: glutathione transferase activity.